Molecule: messenger RNA, 2010 nt
Organism: Tinamus guttatus (white-throated tinamou)
Lineage: Eukaryota; Metazoa; Chordata; Aves; Tinamiformes; Tinamidae
Source: RefSeq, a predicted model, not a curated record
GUUUGUAACACCACCACCGAUCGGAAACAUGCAGACACGUCUCUGGAGAAAUACGUUACUGAGCCAGUGAUGAACAUUGUGAGUGGCUUCUUCAAUUCUCCGUUUUCAGAUAACAGCACCAGCCUCCAGACACAUCAGCCUGUUUUUAUUCAGUUGCUGCAGUCUGCUUUUAGAAUUUAUAACUGCACCUGGCCAAACCCAACUCAGAAAGCCUCCGUGGAGUCAUGUAUCAAAACUUUGGCUGAAGUAGCAAAGAACCGUGGGAUUGCAAUUCCAGUGGAUUUGGACAGCCAGGUCAACACCUUGUUCAUGAAGAGUCACUCUAACAUGGUGCAGAGAGCAGCCAUGGGGUGGAGGAUGUCAGCCCGCAGUGGACCUCGUUUCAAAGAAGCUCUUGGUGGGCCUGCCUGGGAUUACAGGAAUAUAAUAGAAAAGCUGCAGGAUGUAGUGUCCUCCUUGGAGCAGCAGUUCACUCCCAUGAUGCAGGCCGAAUUCUCAGUGCUGGUUGAUGUGCUGCACAGUCCCGAGUUGCUUUUUCCUGAGGGAAGCGAUGCCAGAAUAAGAUGUGGUGCUUUCAUGUCCAAGUUGAUUAAUCACACGAAGAAGCUAAUGGAGAAAGAAGAGAAGCUCUGUAUUAAAAUUCUUCAGACAUUACGAGAAAUGCUCGACAAGAAAACUAACUUUGCGGAAGAGGGCAACACUUUAAGGAAAAUACUCCUGUAUCGCUACUUUAAAGGAGACUAUGGAAGUGGUAUGAAUGGACCUCUGUCUGGUAGCUACAGCAAAACUGCACAAGUGGGAGGUGGAUUUUCAGGACAAGACUCGGAUAAGUCUGGAGUAUCCAUGUUUGAUAUUCAGUGUCUUCUGGAUAAAGAAGGGGCAUCAGAACUAGUCAUAGAUGUUAUAGUAAACACUAAAAAUGACAGAAUCUUCUCAGAAGGCAUUUUGCUUGGUAUUGCAUUGCUUGAAGGUGGAAAUACACAAACACAGUAUUCAACUUACCAGCAAUUGAAGGAACAAAAAAAGUCAGAAAAAUUCUUUAAAGUCCUGUAUGACCACAUGAAGGCUGCGCAGCAGGAGAUACGAUCAACAGUGACAGUUAACACCAUCGAUUUGGGGAGCAAAAAGAAAGAUGAUGAUAGUGACCUAACUGUAUCUGUUCCCAAAAAGAGAGUAAAGGAUUCCACGCUGCAUCUGAAGGAGGGUAUGAAAGGACAGUUAACAGAAGCAUCUUCUGCAACAUCCAAGGCUUACUCUGUAUACCGGAGAGAAAUGGACCCAGAAAUAGAUCUCAUGGGCUCAGGGGCGGAUGCUGCAAAUGCAGAAGAGAAGUCUACAGAAGAGGCGAUAAUGAGCCCUGCUAUCGCCAUCAUGCAGCCAAUACUGCGGUUCCUUCAGCUGCUGUGCGAGAACCACAACCGAGAGCUGCAGAAUUUUUUAAGGCAUCAGAACAACAAAACAAACUACAACCUUGUUUGUGAGACCCUGCAAUUUUUGGACUGUAUCUGCGGAAGUACAACAGGUGGACUGGGCUUAUUGGGACUUUACAUCAAUGAGAGGAAUGUGGCUCUUGUGAACCAGACUCUGGAAAGCUUGACUGAAUAUUGCCAAGGUCCAUGCCAUGAAAAUCAGACCUGCAUAGCCACUCAUGAGUCCAACGGGAUUGAUAUUAUAAUUGCACUCAUCCUGAAUGACAUAAACCCUCUUGGCAAAUACUGCAUGGACCUGGUCCUUCAGCUAAAGAACAAUGCCUCCAAGCUUCUGCUGGCUAUUAUGGAAAGCAGGCAUGACAGUGAGAAUGCGGAGAGAAUCCUUUUCAACAUGAGACCAAGGGAACUGGUGGAUGUGAUGAAGAAUGCCUAUAAUCAAGGCCUAGAGUGUGACCAUGAGGAAGAGAAUGGAGAUGAUGGCAUCUCACCAAAAGAUGUUGGCCAUAAUAUCUACAUAUUGGCACAUCAGGUAUGUCUUGCUUGUUGUGAAACUGCUGCUAGGAAAGCAUUAAGUGCUUAA